Triticum turgidum subsp. durum (durum wheat) is the source of this 591-nucleotide messenger RNA. Lineage: Eukaryota; Viridiplantae; Streptophyta; Magnoliopsida; Poales; Poaceae. The record is from the annotation of a GenBank genome assembly.
AUGGUAUUUUCGUGGCCCAGCCACGGAGUGCUGACCCGCUCAACUGGGGGAAGGCGGCGGAGGAGCUGUCGAGGAGCCAUCUGGACGCCGUCAAGCGGAUGGUGGAGGAGUACCGCAGGCCGGUGGUGGUCGGUGGAGCUCGACGAGUCCGCCCGCAGCCGCGUCAAGGAGAGCAGCGACUGGGUCAUGUACAGCAUGGCCAACGGCACCGACAGCUACGACGUCACCACCGGCUUCGGCGCCACCUCCCAUCGGAGGACCAAGGAGGGCGACGCUCUGCAGAGGGAGCUCAUUCGGUUCCUUAACGCAGGGGCAUUCGGCACCGGCAGCGAUGGUCACGUGCUGCCAGCGGCCACCACGCGCGCGGCGAUGCUUGUCCGCGUCAACACCCUGCUCCAAGGGUACUCCGGCAUCCGCUUUGAGAUUCUUGAGACAAUUGCCACGCUGCUCAAUGCCAACGUUACAUCAUGCCUGCUGCUCCGGGGCACCAUCGCCGCUAUCGGCGAUCUCGUUCCGCUCUCCUACAUCGCGGGACUUGUCACCGGCCGCCCCAAAUGCCGUGGCUAUGGCUCCCGAUGGUACCAAGGUUAA